AUGGAACUGGGUUUUAACCGCCAGCGAUCACCCAGUGCUUCCCAGUGGACCAAGAAGCGCCGGCCAUCCUGCGGUGGCUACUGGGUGAAGAGUCUCAGCGACCACCUCUUCCCUCUGGAGCCGUUAUCGCCUUUGGACGACGUACUCAUCGCAAACACAGACUUCUUAGAUAGGCUCAGGGCGUUCAUCCAGGGCAGAGGCGACGAAAAAGUCCUGGAGCACGUAUCCUGGCAGGUCGUCCAGAUGUACUCAGUGAUAUUCGACAGGACGCUCCUCGAAGACAUCUUCAGCGACAAGCAGCAGGCAUCGUCUCUUAUCACUCUGCUGUGUGCGAGAGAACUAGACGCGGUCUACAACCCCCUCCUGGCAGCUCUGUACGUUCGUUCGCGUCUCACGUCGACCGGCAAGAGGCAUGUCAGCGCGCUCUUCCAGACUUUGACGCAACGCGCUGUGGAUGCCGUCAACCAGCUAUCGUGGCUUGACCUCGAGAGCAGGCAGUUUUUCGCAUGGCGACUCGAAUCUACCGUGGUUCGCCUAUGGCCUCCUGGUCUGUUUGACGACGCCGAAAAAGUGGAAAGCCUCUACGCCCACUGUCCCCUAAGCGAGACAUCUUUUGUGCGGCUCUGGUUGGCAGUGCGUGAGUGUCUGAGCCACCUGCUGAUGGGGAAGCACCGAGGAUACGUGUCUGCAACGGCCCCCAACUUCACGCCUUACCUUUUCACGUACGAGUCUUUCGAACCCUCCGCCGAACUUACCAUGGCGGUGCUCGCGAGCCCUGUGUAUUCGACACGCGGUACACCAGGCAUGCUCUUCGGAGGUCUCGGCUCACUGUUCACGAUUCUCUUACUCAAUCCAUUUGACGGAUAUAAGCAGCCCGUCCAUUCUAACGGCAGUGUGCAAGAAUCCGGGUCGUGGCUCUCUAUAGCAUCUACACAAGCCCUCGUUGAAAAACAGAAGUGCUUUACUCUUGAGGAGAUUCCCUCUAAGGAUGUUCCGCUGACCACUAUGGGUGGUGCGACCGCGACCAGUCCUCCCCGCCUCUUCUCAGACCUUCGAGGACCACCACAGGAACAGCUGGAUAGGUUGUGA
Molecule: messenger RNA, 1089 nt
Organism: Dermacentor silvarum
Lineage: Eukaryota; Metazoa; Arthropoda; Arachnida; Ixodida; Ixodidae
Exons: 3
Coding region: 1-1089 (362 amino acids)
Biological process (GO): protein processing
Cellular component (GO): plasma membrane
Molecular function (GO): metalloendopeptidase activity
Source: RefSeq, a predicted model, not a curated record